AUGAAUACCAUAGACCCUAUUCCGAUUGUUGUCUUCGGAAAGGACCUUAGGAUUGCCACUACCGUCUCGGAGAAGCUCCUCCCAGACUUUGUUACCCUUAAAAUCAACACCGACCUCGCCGCAGCUCUCGCGGAGUUUCCGCCUCUCUUCAACCCUACUUCCCCCUCCGCCAAGGUCCCACAGGCCGUCUUCUUCGGCGGGGGGUUCACCGAUAAAGAGUAUCAGGCCAUUGUUGGCGCCGUCAACAAGGCCAUCGCCAGUUCCCCAGCCUCCUCAGACUCCUCGGGCGCCUCCGCUGAGAAACCGGCUUCAGCGCCCAAGAGCGAGAAGAAAGUGCAUUUCAUUCGCGUGCAGAAGCGUGAUGUCCUCGCUGCCGGGUCGUUUGGCCCCAACACGGAGACCAUUUGCAAGGUUUUCCGGAAGAAGAUGGAGGCUGCCUUGGCCAAGGAGUAA
Messenger RNA from Dichotomopilus funicola, 453 nucleotides. RefSeq lists its product as uncharacterized. The record is from RefSeq and is a predicted model, not a curated record. The transcript is spliced from 2 exons. Bases 1 to 453 code for a protein of 150 amino acids. NCBI's taxonomy places the organism in Eukaryota, Fungi, Ascomycota, Sordariomycetes, Sordariales, Chaetomiaceae.